Messenger RNA from Puccinia triticina, 951 nucleotides. RefSeq lists its product as uncharacterized. NCBI's taxonomy places the organism in Eukaryota, Fungi, Basidiomycota, Pucciniomycetes, Pucciniales, Pucciniaceae. The transcript has 3 exons. The coding region runs from base 1 to 951 and encodes 316 amino acids. The record is from RefSeq and is a predicted model, not a curated record.
AUGAGUGUUUGGUCAGAGAGUCGGAUAUGGUCCCCCGACACCCCUUGGGAUCACGCAAUCGGUCUCUCAAGUUUGCACCGCUGUGCACACACGCCCAGGUCUUGGAGGAUCCAAGAGGGCUGCCCCAAGGGCUUUCAUCGUGGAUACCUGGGGGUGGCUCUGCUGUUCUUGCAGAUAUUUAAAGACCAGCUCUUCUGUGCCAGAUACCGUUCUCCAGGCACAUUCCACCCACAACUGCCUACAGCCUUCCAACAGUUGGCCAGCCUGCUCUUAAAGCUUUCUUCGCGUCCUUCUCGACCGAACCCGAAAAACAAAAUGUUGAAACUAAAAUACUUGAUCUUGGCUUGUGUGCUGAUUCUCGAAACCUAUGGGCUCCAUGAGCGCGCAGUGACGACAUCGCCCCAAAACUCCAGACGAGCUAUCCAACUGUCGCCCAGGGAUUAUCAGAAGGACGAUGCCAAGGAUUAUUCCGCAAAAGACCCCAAGUAUAGUGCGCCGAAGCCUCCCCCCCACAAGGAAAAGCCCGAGCCGCCCAAGUAUGGCAAUCCAAAGCCCCCACCACCUCAUGACAAGCCCCCACCCCCACCCCCGCCCCACCAUAAGCCCCCACCGCCCCCACCGCAUAAACCUCCGCCCCCGCCACCGCAUCAUAAGCCCCCGCCCCCACCGCAUAAACCCCCGCCCCCACCGCAUAAGCCCCCACCACCCCCGCCACCCCACCACAAGCCCCCACCACACCAGAAACCCCCACCACCCCCACCGCACAAGCCCCCGCCACCCCCGCCACCCCACGACAAGCCUCCACCACCGCCACCUCACAAACCUAAGGAUCCCAAGUACGGCGCUCCGAAGCCCCCACCCUCGCCUCCACCUCAGAAGCCGAAGGAGCCCGGAUACGGUCACAAGAAACCACCUCACAAGGAAGAACCAGACGAAGAUUCGCACAAGUAG